AUGGUGUGGGCUGAACUCAUGGAAACGAAUUCGGGACCUCGUCAACGGGCCUUUGAUGCAGAACCCAAGGUGUGCGAAGAAAUUGAAGCAAGAAUCCAACAACUUCAGCUGUCAAGACGUGCAGGAACGCCAAGGUUGCAAAACGCUAUGGAAGGAUUUCGUCAGGCUCAAAUUUUAACGCAGCAAGCUGACGACAUCUGCGCUCAAGCUUAUCGUGAGUUCUUAGCCGAGCAGCGGUUCCAACGGCAUCACGAACAGAAUGAUCGUACCAACGCGUUGUGGCAGCAACUACAGGAUCAAGUCCAAAGUACACCUGCGCCAUCCAACACAACCUCGACAUCGAAUCGACCAAGUACACCUGAAGGUGUUGAAGUUAUCACAAUUGACAGUUCGGGAGACGAGAGAUCGUGCGAUGAAGGAGCAAAAGCGUAA
Molecule: messenger RNA, 432 nt
Organism: Phytophthora nicotianae INRA-310
Lineage: Eukaryota; Oomycota; Peronosporomycetes; Peronosporales; Peronosporaceae
Exons: 1
Coding region: 1-432 (143 amino acids)
Source: RefSeq, a predicted model, not a curated record